AUGGAACAUAACCGUCGAAAUGAGGCGAUCUUUGAUUUUAUCAGGAUUCUUGAGACGCGCUCCAAAACUCUAGAGUCUGUUUCCAUGGUUUCUAGUGGACUUUGCCAAGACUUCCUGGGCUCUCUUGAGGGACCAUGCAGCAUCAGUUCUAUCAAACUACGGGGAAAUUUAGACAGACUGCCUGCUUCUGACAAGUUAAGUGAGCUUGGUAGAAUUAAGAAGCUGCAACUCUUCUCAACUGGUCUCACGAUCAAGGAACUAUCUGUCUUGCAAUACUUACGUGGCUUGGAAUAUCUGAAGCUGGUAGAGUAUAGUGAUAGAUUUUCCAGUGGCAUUUUCAUUGUGGAGAAAAAGGGAUUAGAAAGCCUAAACAGACUGUGCAUCGAGGCCACCAUGCUUCCCAGAAUGCAAUUCAAAGAAGGAUCUAUCGAAAGUCUAACGCCCCUUCACUUUCUUUGUCCAAAUUCCAAGAAGCAACCAUCCGAAACCGUAGAGGGCAUCCCACAUCUUGCAAGUCUCGCUGAGGUGAUGCAUAACAGUUCUAUGCAGAAAGAUUGGGAAACAGUAGCCAACGAGAACCCUAACAGGCCGCGUGUGAAGAGGCAAGGGGAAUAA
Molecule: messenger RNA, 615 nt
Organism: Miscanthus lutarioriparius
Lineage: Eukaryota; Viridiplantae; Streptophyta; Magnoliopsida; Poales; Poaceae
Source: the annotation of a GenBank genome assembly